GGGCGGCGGGGCCCGGCGGGGAAGGCGGAGGGUCGGGCCGGCACCGCCGCGCUGAGCUGGGCUGAGCUGCGCCGAGCCGGCGGCGCAGGAGGGGGCGAGGCGCGGAGAGCCGCGGCUGAAUGCGCUGAGGGCGGCGGGGCCGACCGGGCCCCCGGAGCAGCGGGUAGCAUGGGGCGCCGGGGUUGCUGAGCGGCGGGCCGAGCACCCCCACCCCACCCGCCCCCGCCGAGGAGCAGCGCGGAGCGGCGGGCGCCGCCAGGGACCGCGCCGGGAGCCGGGGCGCGCCGCUUCGCGUCGCCGCGCCGGUGCCGGGGACCGCCGGCGCCCCCCCACCCCCCCCACCGCCCCCGCCGAGGAUGCCCCGGGGGGCCGCCGGCCGCCCCAGCUGCUCGCCAUGAGGAGGAGCCCGGCCGGGCCGCGGGCGCUGCCGGCGCCGCCCGCCGCAGCCGCCGCCUGAGCCCCGCGCCCCGGCGGUGCCCGCGCAGGGGCCGCCCGAGCGGGCCGCGGCGCCGUGACCCUCCUCCCCGCCCCCUCGCCCGGCUCGCCCGGCUAUAAAGGAGGGUUUUAUUCUCGGGCUCCGGUCUCACGCCAAACCCUGUCACACCGUCUAGACAAGCUGUCGUGGGGCUCGGCCCAGCUGUCACCAUGGCGAUGGAGACGAGUCCGCUGUGAAUUUUGGGGGGGGAGCGAGCGAGAGCGGCGGCGGCGGCGGAGGAGGAGGAGGAGGAGGAGGAGGAGGAGGAAGGCUCGGCCGCCGCCGUGCCCUGCCCUGCCCCGCCGCCGCCCGCGGGGGAGGCACGGACCCCCCGGCGCUCUCGGCCGCGGCUGGAGCCGGCCCGGCGGGGAGCCCCGGGGAGCCAACGGCCGCGGGCGCGGAGCGAGCCUCAGAUGCGUCUGUCACACAACCCCGGCCGAGCUAUUUAAAGUAACGGGCCUCGCCGGACUUUUGUCUCUGCCUAUUUAUGAGUCCCCGGGAGCUGGCAGGCGCCGCCGGGCAGCGCUAGGAGCCGAGCCCGCAGCGCCAGCCCCGCGGGGAAGCCAGCGCCGAGCCGGGGCCGGCGGGGGCCCGCCCGGAGCAUGACGGCGAUCCGGGCGCUCCUGCUCUGCUCCUGCCUGGGGCUGCUGCGGCCGGGGGGCGGGCAGCCCUUCCUGCGGCUGCGACCCUCGCCCAGCGACAACCUGCCCGUCAAAGACAUCGUGGAGCACCCGGAUCCCGAGUAUGACCCCAAGGAGCAGGACUUGGACGAGAGGACUCUGAGGAAGAAGCUGGGCAGCCAUUUCGACCCCGGUUUCAUGGCCGUGGCCGUGCCUGGGCCGGCCAACGCCUCGGGCGCCGAGGCGGCGGCAGCGGCGGGGCGGGGGCGGGCGGCGCUGCCCGCCGAGCUGCGGCGGCUGGAGCUGGGUCCGCCCCAGGGACCGCGCCUCAAGGUGGGCAAGAAGGCGCGGCGGAAGGUGCUGCAGUGGCUCUGGGCGUACACCUACUGCCCCGUCCUCUACACCUGGAAGGACCUGGGCGUCCGCUUCUGGCCCCGCUACAUCAAGGAGGGCAACUGCUUCGCCGAGAAGUCCUGUUCGCUGCCCGAGGGCAUGUUCUGCAAACCCGUCAAGUCGGUCACCAAGACCUUCCUGCGCUGGCAUUGCCAGGGCUGGUCCAGCCAGAAGUACUGCACCUGGAUCCCCGUGCAGUACCCGCUCAUCUCCGAGUGCAAGUGCUCCUGCUAGCCUCCCUCGGCCCCUUGCACUGCCGCCUUUUGUGUUUGGAUCAUUACUUUUUUUUUUUUUUUUUUUUUUUUUUUUGGGGGGGGUGUUGGGUGUUUUUUUUUUUUUCCCCCACCAUCCCCCCCCCAGACGCGGGGUGGGGGGGGGGAGGAACCGGGGUUUGGGAGUUUUGGGUGGGGUGUUGUUGGUUUUUGUUUUGUUUUUUUUUUUUACUUAUUUUAAUGUUAUUUUAUUUGAAAGGGGAAAAGCGAACCCAGGAACUGCAGGGCAGGCCAAAGGCACAGUAAAGCACUACAAUCAGAUGUCUAUUUUUAUACGUAUAUAGCCUUCUAACAAAAGGAAAAUAAAAAGCUAAAAAAAAAAAAAAAGGAAAAAAAAAAAGAGAAAAAAUUACCAACUGUGUAAAUAGAGAGAUUUUAAAGGAAAGGGGGAAAUUGCAGCUGUUUUUUAUUAUUAUUAUAAUUAUUAUUGUUAUUAUUAUUAUUUUAAAGACAUAGGACCACAUUUUAAACCCAUCCCCACAGAACCUGAGCAUUUCCCUGCUGAAGGGAAGGGCAGAAAUUUCCUGUAAAGAUGAUUUUUAUCAAAAGGAAAAGGGGGGGGGGGGGUGUUUUAAAAAAAAAAAAAAAAAGGAAGAACGGCAGCAUCCCCGAAGACAGUUGUUUCUCUGUGCUGUAUUUUUUUUUUUUUGUCUCCUUCAGACCUUGUCACUGAUGUUUGAAAUAAUUUGCCAGGCUCUCUAGGUUUUGGUUUUUUUAAGUGUAUAACGAUUAAUUAAGGAGGAAAUUUUAAACAAAAGUACAAAUCUAUGAAAGAGUGGAAUCAUUUUGUUGUGUGGGAAUACA
Molecule: messenger RNA, 2564 nt
Organism: Phalacrocorax carbo (great cormorant)
Lineage: Eukaryota; Metazoa; Chordata; Aves; Suliformes; Phalacrocoracidae
Source: RefSeq, a predicted model, not a curated record